Uncinocarpus reesii 1704 is the source of this 1221-nucleotide messenger RNA. RefSeq lists its product as uncharacterized. NCBI's taxonomy places the organism in Eukaryota, Fungi, Ascomycota, Eurotiomycetes, Onygenales, Onygenaceae. Gene Ontology annotation, cellular component: mitochondrion. Bases 1 to 1221 code for a protein of 406 amino acids. The record is from RefSeq and is a predicted model, not a curated record. The transcript is spliced from 2 exons. Gene Ontology annotation, biological process: fatty acid metabolic process. Gene Ontology annotation, molecular function: trans-2-enoyl-CoA reductase (NADPH) activity.
AUGCUGUCGUUGAGGCCCAUUGCCCGCCUGCCUUCACUGCUAGGCCGGCAGGUGGUGUCAUGCCAUCGGAAUUCCCCCGUCACAUUCCACCUUGAUCGACGACGGUACAUCUCCGCUUUCGGGUAUACGCAGUCGAAAGCCCUCGUUUUCUCCAAGUAUGGAGAACCAAAAGACGUUCUUAGUUUACACUCUUAUUCCAUCUCUCCGCCCCACGAGACCCAAUGCACAGUUCGCCUCCUUACAGCUCCUUUAAAUCCCGCGGAUAUCAAUCAGAUCCAAGGAGUUUAUCCGAGCAAACCUCGCUUCACCACCGAACUUGGCACAGCGGAACCCUACGCGGUUCCUGGCAAUGAAGGAGCUUUUGAGGUGCUUUCGACGGGAGCGGGUGUUAAAAACAUCAAAAAAGGCGAUUGGGUCAUUAUGAAACGGACAGGCAUGGGAACAUGGCGAACACAUGCUCAGUUCGAUGAGUCAGAGCUUCUGAAGGUUGACAAAACCGGAUUGUCUGCUCUACAGGUCGGGACAGUCGGCGUCAACCCUGUGACUGCCUAUCGAAUGAUAAAGGACUUUUGUGAAUGGGACUGGAUGCGUAGUGGAGAGGAGUGGCUUAUCCAAAAUGGCGCAAACUCCGGUGUUGGACGCGCAGCCAUCCAGAUCGCGCGUGAAUGGGGCAUCAAGACCAUUAACGUCGUCCGUGAGAGAAAAACGGAAGCGGAAACGGAAGCUAUCAAGGAGGAUCUCCGAUCCCUAGGCGCAACGGUUGUUAUUACCGAGGCCGAGCUCCUUUCAUCGUCAAAGCUGCGCGAGAUCAUCAAACAAGUCACGCGCCAGGGCAAAGAGCCGAUUCGUCUCGCACUGAACUGCGUGGGCGGAAAUAGUGCCACCGCGCUUUCUAAAGUCCUAGCUCCCAACUCCCGCGUGGUCACGUACGGCGCGAUGGCAAAGCAACCUCUUAACCUUCCCUCGGGCCUUCUAAUCUUCAAAAAUAUCAGUUUUGAAGGCUUCUGGGUGUCGCAGUGGGGGAACAGUAAUCCAUCACUGAAGGAGGAUACGAUAAAAGAUAUCCUUCGUAUGACUAGGGACGGCAAGUUUAAGGAUAUUCCCGUGCAAGAGAUCAAGUGGACACGCGAUACAGAGGCGGAAGAGUUGGCGCAGGAAGUCCAGGGAACGCUGAGCGGGUUUAGAAGUGGAAAGGGGGUGUUCGUAUAUGAAGGCGACUGA